AUGGGGGACGAUUUUACUCUUUUCACUCCCAGACCUAAGCGAUUUGGGCGAUUUCUCUGGGUUGCUAUUUUGGGAGCGCUGGCCUCCCUAUGGCCGCCGUUGAUGGGCCAGCGGUGCCAAAAGCCGCCCCCGGACGUUCGUAGACCUCAUUUCAGCGGCCCCUUAGCCACUGCAGAAUUUGAGGUUCCGUUUAGAGCUCCGAAAAUCAUUGAAGGGGAGCUCUGUUUUUUGUUCUCAAAGGAUGAAAUCAAAAAGUCUGCAGAACCAUUUCGAUUCUCCAGUGUUCUUAAGUUCCUCAAGCGCCGACCAUCACUGGAUGCAAUUCGUGCUUUCAUCCACUCUCGUUGGGGCUUGGUUGGCAUCCCAGUAGUUUCGACGAUGAGUAGACCAUGCAAUGUGUUCAUUCAGUUUCAAUCGGAGGAUGAUUUAAACAAGGCCAUGGCUCGGGAAGCAACUGAGGUGGAUGGAGUGCACUAUAGAGUUUUCCGUUGGUCACCUGAGUUCAAGGAGGAUGAGGAACCAUCUCUGGUUCCAGUUUGGGUUUCUCUUCCGGGUCUCCCUCCUCACUUUUAUCAUUCCUCUUUUCUGAAAAUUUUCACUGCCCCAUUUGGAAAAUAUAUUUGUCGUGACAAUACAACGCGAUGCGCAACCAGAACAGAUGGUGCGCGUGUGUGCGUGGAGAUGGAUGCAGCGAGUUUCUUCUGGAUUGGCUCUCCUGGGGCUCACGCGAGCUGGUAUCAGGAAGUAGUUUUUGAAACUCUCCCUACUUUCUGCACUAAGUGUAAGAAACAGGGGCAUAGUGAGAAGAAAUGUAAAUUAGGAGGGGAGAAUACCAUCUUGAAUUAG
Molecule: messenger RNA, 846 nt
Organism: Juglans microcarpa x Juglans regia
Lineage: Eukaryota; Viridiplantae; Streptophyta; Magnoliopsida; Fagales; Juglandaceae
Exons: 1
Coding region: 1-846 (281 amino acids)
Source: RefSeq, a predicted model, not a curated record